This is a messenger RNA of Notothenia coriiceps (black rockcod), 2583 nucleotides long. RefSeq names its product protein NLRC3-like. Lineage: Eukaryota; Metazoa; Chordata; Actinopteri; Perciformes; Nototheniidae. Bases 1 to 2583 code for a protein of 860 amino acids. The record is from RefSeq and is a predicted model, not a curated record. The transcript has 8 exons.
AUGGAGACACAAGGGUUCCUGGAGGGCGCGACCAUCGAGGUGGAUCAGAUCCACACUCACAUGCGCCCCCUGCUGAUGAUGCUGGGGGAUUACCGCAGCCUGACGCUCAACGUGGUGAACCGCCUCACCUCCGUCACACGCCUCUUCCCAAACUCUUUCAACGACAAGUUCUGUGAUCAGAUGAUGCAACACCUGAGAAAGUGGAUGGAGGUGGUGGUAAUAACACACAAGGGAGGCCAGCGCAGCGAUGGCAGUCCUGCGUUGGAGGGCGUUGAGGAGAUGAAGAUCUGUUCGGCCAUCAUUAACCUUUUCCACCUGAUCCCAGCGGCGCCUCAGACUCUGGUGAAGCCUCUGCUGGAGGUGGUCAUGAAGACAGAGAGGGCCAUGCUCAUCGAGGUAGGACACCAGUAUUAUCAUGAAAAUGAAUUUAAGGCCUUCAAGUGGUAUCUGCAGCGGCCUGGAGUCCUGGAAGGCGACCAAGCCAUUAAAGAGUCCAAGCUGGAGAAUGCAGAGAUGCGGGACACAGUGGAUCUGAUGGUGAACACCUACAAACUCCAUGGAGCACUCAAGCUGACCAAGAAGGUUUUAGAGAAGAUACCCAGAAAUGAUCUGGUGCAGAGGCUUUCAUAUGCCAGCUCAGGACCAGAAGUCUCAGAUGUUGGAGAGACUUCAGAGAGCAGAGGGACUACCUUCUUUCAGAGGGAAGAUGUGAUCGUUCCAGUACCAGAGCCACAGCCCAUCACAUAUUACCAAAACGUGCUUCAAUCACAUUUCCAGGACAAGUUUAUGUGCGCACAAGAAGGGUGGUCACAGAAAAAGGAUGAGCAACGUCUUGAUGAUAUCUACACAGAGCUGUACAUCACAGCUGGGGGGGACGUAAACAUCAACACACAGCAUGAGGUCAGGCAGAUCGAGGCGUUGGUGGUGAAGCCAGCAGGAACAGAGAAAACAAUUAAACACAGUGACAUGUUCAAAUCCCCCUGUGGAAGAUAUAAACCCAUAAGAACAGUACUGACCAUUGGCAUCGCAGGAAUUGGCAAAUCAUUCCUUGUACGCAAGUUUGUAUUGGACUGGGCUGAAGGAAGAACCAAUCAAGACAUACAUCUAAUUUUCCCUUUCAGCUUCCGCCAACUGAAUUUGUUUAAGGGAGAAAAGUUUAGUUUGGUAAAGCUCAUUCAGGAAUGCAUCCAGGAAACCAGAGACAUGAAGGAAGAAGCUCUGAAUCACAUCUUUACAACUCUGCAGUCAUCAGGAAACACCAACUAUGACAAGAGCAAGUUUAAACUUCUGUUUGUUUUGGAUGGACUGGAUGAGAGCCGCCUUGAUCUGAACUGCUCUACUAGUGAAUACGAGGCAGUUAACGUUGAUGUGACAGCGUCAAUGUCAGUGGAUUUGCUGUUGACAAAUCUCAUCAAGAAGAACCUGCUUCCCUCUGCUCGCCUCUGGGUAAGCACACGCCCUGCAGCAGCCAAUCAGAUCCAUUCUGAUUUUGUUGACAUGGAGACAGAGGUGAGAGGGUUUACUGAUUCACAGAAGGACGAGUACUUCAAGAAGAGAAUCAGAAAUGACGAGCAGGCCAGCAGAAUCAUCUCCCACAUCAAGACAUCACGAAGCCUCCACAUCAUGUGCCACAUCCCAGUCUUCUGCUGGAUCACUGCUACAGUUCUGGAGGAUAUGUUGAAAAGCAGAGGGCUGGGAGAGCUGCCAAAAACCCUGACUAAGAUGUAUGCAGAGUUCCUGAUGUUUCAGAUUCACCAGACAAAAAAGAAGUAUGACCACACCCAGUGCAUUCAAUACAUGAAGUCGUUGGCAAAACUUGCUUUCCGCCAGUUGGAAAAGGGAAACCUGAUCUUCUAUGAGAAAGAUCUCAAAGAGAGUGGCAUUGAUGUCAGCAGAGCCUCAGUGUGCUCUGGAGUUUUUACAGAAAUCUUCAAAGAGGAAUGUGGGAGGAAGCAUGAUGAAGGCACGAUGUUUAGCUUCGUCCAUCUCAGUGUGCAGGAGUUUUUUGCGGCUCUCUAUGUAGAGGGGUCAGUCAUUGACAGAAAAAAGAAUGUGAUGUGUGACCCAGGCCAAACAACUUGGGCAGUUGAGAAAAUAAGAAUGUCUUUCAGAAAAACAUCUUUGACAGAGGUUCACAGAUUUGCUAUUGACAAGGCCUUGCAGAGUGAAAAUGGACAUCUGGAUCUCUUCCUUCGAUUCCUCCUUGGUCUUUCACUGCCGGCCAAUCAGACUGUCCUGAGAGACCUUCUGAAUACGAAAAUAACCUCAACAACCGAUCAGGAAACGUCUGGAUACAUCAAGAAGAAGAUCAGUGAGAAUCUGUCUCCAGAGAGAAGCAUCAAUCUCUUUCAUUGUCUGAAUGAACUGAAUGAUCGUUCUCUAGUGGAUGAGAUCCAACAGUUCCUGAGUUCAGGAAGUCUCUCCACAGAUAAGCUGUCUCCUGCUCAGUGGUCAGCUCUGGUCUUCAUCACACUUUCAUCAGAAUGUGAUCUAGAAGUGUUUGACCUGAAGAAAUAUUGUGCUUCAGAGGAGGCACUUGUGAGGCUGCUGCCAGUUGUCAAAGCCUCCGGAAAAGCUCUGUAA